CGGGCACCGCCACCCCGGGGCGCCGCCGCUGCCGCGCACCGCUCCGCGGCUCCGCGCCCCGGGACGCCGCCGCCGCCGCCAGCACCGCCGCAAGCACCGCCGCGCGGACAGCGCCGCCCGGCCCGAGCGGGGGCGGCCGCAGCGCGGGGCCCGGAGAAGCCGCCGCUGCCCCCCCGCUUCCCCGGGCCGAGCCCCCGCUGCCCCGGCCCCAUGGCCGCGGAGGGUGCUCCGGCCUGGGCUUCGCAGCCCGGCAACGGCAGCGGGGCGGCGUGCCCCGUGGACGUGGCCUUCGCGCACCGCUACUUGCCCGCCGUCUACUUGGCGGUGAUCCCGCUGGGGCUGCUGGGGAACGGGCUGGGCCUGUGGCAGCUGUGCGCCGGGCGGCGGCGGAGCGCCCGCGGCGCCCUGAGCCUGCUGGUGGGCAACCUGGGCCUGGCCGACCUGCUGUACGUCAGCACGCUGCCCUUCCUGGUGAGCUACUACCUGCAGGGCAGAGUGUGGCUCUUCGGCAGCGCCUGGUGCCGCCUCACCCGGGGCCUCUUCCACCUCAACCUCUACGCCAGCAUCGGCUUCCUCACCUGCAUCAGCGUCCACCGGUACCUGGGCAUCGUGCACCCGAUGAAGACGCGGGGCAGGUGCCAGGCUCUGACCUCUUCCCUGUGGCUCAGCGUGAUGGUCUGGGUGUGGGUCGUCGCGCAGGUAGCUCCUGAUUUCGCCUUCAGCAAAAUGGACCACACAGGGAAGCGGUGCCACGACACGACAGACAACAAGAACCUGGGCAUUUACUUGCCGUACACCGCAGCCAUCACUGUGACUGGCUUCGUCAUCCCCUUCCUCAUCAUCAUCGGAUGCUAUGGCCAUGUGGUCGUGGUGCUCUGCAGGAACGACACCGUGGACCCCAGCCUGCGGAGGAGAAGCAUCAGGCUGGUGAUAGUAGUGAUGGUCCUCUUCUCACUCUGCUUCCUCCCCUAUCACAUAUUCAGAAACCUCAACUUGUUAUCUCGGAAGUGGCAACUGCAAGGGUCCUGCACGUGGACUUUACAGAACAUUUACAUUUCCUACCAGGUCACCCGCGGCCUGGCCAGCUUGAACAGUGCCUUGAACCCCCUGCUCUACAUAAUGACCAGCGAAGACUGCAUGUCCCAUGUGAGGACCCUCCGGCAAAGGGCCAGCCACUCUCUGCGCUCUCUCUUCAGGAGCGAAGCCAGCCAGCAGACGGACGAGAAGAAAAUCAACAUCAUUCACUGUGAGCAGCAGGUUUCUGAGGAGCUCUGAGUUACCCAGCUCCAGAUGUGGAUUUAAGACAGGACUCUCUCCUAAAGCGAGGCAAAGGGAAUUAACUACCUACCUCGCAGGAGCACUGUAAGGGCACAUUUUAGGGGGAAGUGCUUUGGAAAUGGAAAUGUUCAUAAAAACAUCAGAUUUUAAAUAUAUGACUAAGCUGUGCCAGUCCCUGUGUAAGUUGUUCCUGGGUGACUGAGCUGCUUCAGGACCUGUGUUAGCCUCUAUUGCUCCCCUCUUUUGCAGAAGAAAAAAGUAUUUUAGCUUUACUCACUCCCUUCCGGAAAAGCACAUAGCAGACAACAACAAAAAGGCAUUUUAAAGUUUCCGGAGGCUGGUGUUCUGUAAGGAGAGGACUGCAGAAGCCUGAACCACCAGUUUCAACAGGCAAAUCUCAGGAGAUUUUCCAAAUCUUCAGGUGGGUGGCUGCAUAUUACUCUUGCACCUAGCCUGGCAUUAUUAGAAGCUAGACGUGCAAAUACACACCUGACGUGUGUGUGUGUUAACCUGACCACAGCUGGCCUACUAAUAGUUGUGGAUCAAAGGAUUAAAUCUGUGGCCAUUAAUCAUUAAAUUUGUGGCCACUAAUGAUCCCUUUGCAGCUGACUCAUUGCGUGAAAAGUUUGACCCUACAGUAUCUGAAAACGUGGCAAAGAUUUUUCUUUUUAAAUAGGCUUGUAGCUGUGAGAGUGCGGUGAGAGGUCCAUGAUGGGGCCUUUGUGCGCAGUGUUGCUUGUGGCUGUGCAUGCACAAACCUAGAUUCACGACGGCUGCGUGUGUGCAUAUCAGGCCCGUGCCUAGCAAGUCUGACUGCAUGCUAAACUUGGUGCAAAUCUCUCCUGAUAAUUUCAUAAAAAUGACCAGGUGCUUGGAGUUAGAAGUUUGAUGUUUUCGACCGUGUCUGUUAAGCCAUGGGUGGGAAGCCCAGUUUACAAAGCAGCCAUGAGUUUCAGGCUUAUCCUAGUGAGUAUUCAGAAAUGGUCAUCAUACACUCCUGCACUUCUGAAAUCACUGCUCAAGGGGUGGAUGAAGACAUCCGCUGACCCAAAGAGAGUCAGAUAUCCUCGUUUGUUUGCCAUCGUAGAUGGCAAAUGCUCUUUUUUUUAAGAUACAAAUAGAUUCUCUGCACACCUUAAACGAUACUUGUUUUACAGUCAUCCUCCCAGCCUUGCCGGAAGAGAGGCAACGCGGGUUUGAAGACUUGUGAGGGAACGGUUAGACCGCAAGGGUAGGGUCUGCGCUGUCUCCAGGGCGGGCUGUUCCCAAGGCCAUGGGGCGUCUCCGCUUCCCGGGGAAGCACAGGCUGCCAAGCGGUGGUUUCCUUUUUCCUCUUGCUGUUCUCACCACUAACAGCUCAAAUAUUUCAGUUCUUGUGAAAAGAGCAAUGUAAUUCUUAAUAAUCGUUAAUCAUUUAAUAAUUGUUAAUAAUGUUUAAUACUUGACCAGACAAUACUGGGAAAGUGCCAGCGCAUGAACCCUGUGCUCUUUGGCACGAAGCCCCAUGUUUCUCACUGCCAGCUGCUGCUCGCGCCGACCCACCUUCGCCGUGCCACAGAGGGAGCGGCGGCUAGCUUUCAGACAGCGUAAAUAUGUCUAAAGUGCAAAUAAACACUUAAUGCUUUCAA
Molecule: messenger RNA, 2906 nt
Organism: Dromaius novaehollandiae (emu)
Lineage: Eukaryota; Metazoa; Chordata; Aves; Casuariiformes; Dromaiidae
Product: P2Y purinoceptor 1-like
Exons: 1
Coding region: 211-1275 (354 amino acids)
Biological process (GO): G protein-coupled receptor signaling pathway
Cellular component (GO): membrane
Molecular function (GO): neuropeptide receptor activity
Source: RefSeq, a predicted model, not a curated record